Messenger RNA from Meleagris gallopavo (turkey), 2364 nucleotides. RefSeq names its product glycerophosphodiester phosphodiesterase domain containing 5 (gene GDPD5). Gene Ontology annotation, molecular function: glycerophosphodiester phosphodiesterase activity. Lineage: Eukaryota; Metazoa; Chordata; Aves; Galliformes; Phasianidae. Gene Ontology annotation, biological process: lipid metabolic process; positive regulation of neuron differentiation. Gene Ontology annotation, cellular component: plasma membrane. The record is from RefSeq and is a predicted model, not a curated record.
AUCAGCAGGGCUCGGGAGAGGUGGAUGUUUCAGGUCCUUGAGCAGAACAGAAACGUUCAGCAAGGUAUUGUGCUGAAGUACUGCCUUUUGGGCUCUCCCAGGACCUGAUGGCUUUCUGAUACGUCGCUCCUGAGGGGCUGGCAGGAGCAUGGUUAAACACCAACCACUGCAGUACUACGAGCCACAGCUAUGCUUAUCAUGCCUGACCGGGAUCUACGGCUGCCGGUGGAAACGGUACCAGCGGUCACAUGAUGACACUACCAAGUGGGAGCGCCUCUGGUUCCUGAUCCUCACCUCAUCCUUCUUCCUGACUCUGGUCUGGUUUUACUUCUGGUGGGAAGUUCACAAUGACUACAAUGAAAUCAACUGGUUUUUAUAUAACCGAAUGGGAUAUUGGAGUGACUGGUCCAUUCCAAUACUUGUAACAACUGCUGCUGGCUUUACGUACAUUACAGUGUUACUGAUACUAGCACUAUGUCACAUAGCUGUGGGACAGCAAAUGAACCUACACUGGCUUCACAAGAUUGGCCUGAUGACGACCUUGAUAACCACCGUGGUGACAAUGUCAUCGAUAGCACAGCUCUGGGACGACGAAUGGGAGAUGGUAUUUAUCUCACUGCAGGCCACAGCCCCUUUCUUGCACAUAGGAGCACUUGCAGCAGUCACAGCCUUGUCGUGGUUGAUAGCAGGGCAGUUUGCACGAAUGGAGAAAGCCACUUCUCAGAUGCUGAUGAUCACUGCAUACCUCGCGGUCGUAGUUGCACUUUACCUCGUCCCCCUCACCAUCUCAUCCCCUUGCAUAAUGGAGAAGAAGGCUCUGGGACCAAAGCCAGCCAUCAUAGGUCACCGUGGGGCACCGAUGUUGGCACCAGAAAAUACCCUGAUGUCCUUCCAGAAGGCGGUGGAGCAGAAGAUAUAUGGAGUCCAGGCUGAUGUCGUACUCAGCUAUGAUGGAGUGCCAUUUCUGAUGCAUGACAAGACACUCAGGAGAACAACGAAUGUGGAGGAAGUGUUUCCAGGGCGGGCCUACGAACACUCUUCCAUGUUCAACUGGACUGACCUGGAAAUGCUCAAUGCUGGAGAGUGGUUCCUACGGAACGACCCUUUCUGGACAGCUGGGUCCUUCUCAAGGUCUGACUACUUGGAAGCUGCAAACCAGUCUGUCUGCAAGCUAGCAGAUAUGCUGGAGGUGAUCAAGGAUAACACAUCACUCAUCCUGAACUUCCAGGACCUGCCACCAGAUCAUCCCUAUUACACGUCUUACAUCAACAUCACCCUGAAGACCAUCCUAGCGUCGGGAAUUCAGCAACGAGCUGUGAUGUGGCUGCCAGACACGGAGCGGCAGCUGGUCAGGCAGAUUGCUCCAGCUUUCCAGCAGACUUCUGGCCUCAAGUUGGAUGCAGAGCGCUUGAGAGAGAAGGGCAUCGUGAAGCUCAACCUGCGUUACACCAAGGUCACGAACGAGGACGUCAGAGACUACCUGGCAGCAAACCUGAGCGUGAAUCUGUACACUGUGAAUGAGCCCUGGCUGUACUCCAUCCUGUGGUGCACUGGUGUCCCGUCGGUCACCUCCGACAGCUCCCACGUCCUUCGCAAGGUGCCUUUUCCCAUCUGGUUGAUGCCUCCAGACGAGUACCGCCUAAUCUGGAUCACAUCUGAUCUCAUUUCAUUUAUCAUAAUUGUAGGAGUUUUUAUAUUCCAGAAGUGGCGCUUAGGAAGCAUCAGGACCUACAACCCAGAGCAGAUCAUGCUCAGCGCUGCCGUCCGCCGGUCCAGUCGGGAUGUCAAGAUCAUGAAGGAGAAGCUGAUCUUCUCAGAGAUCAACAACGGCGUGGAGACCACAGACGAGCUGUCCCUCUGCUCUGAAAAUGGCUAUGCCAACGAGAUGGUCACCCCCACGGAUCAUCGGGACACCAGGCUGCGGAUGAACUGAGGGGCUCCAGCCCAACCCCACGUCUGGCCAACCCCGUGUUUGCAACGAGAGCUGCGCUCUCCUGCUUGCCAUGGGAUGGGAAACUUUGAUGAACUGCUGGCCGGGCAGAGAUCCCUUUCCAUUCCACCAUCAGUGGCUGCUCCACCUCUCUGGUUCUGAGAUUGAGGGGCUUUUUUUGUAAAUAUGUAGAAAAUCUGAAUUCUUUUUUGUCUUUUUUUUUCUUUUUGUUUCUUGAGUGUAAUUUUUCCAGGGCAUGAAUGGAAAUACCGUGUUCAUUAAACCCUCUACAUUAUGGCUGAAGCUAUUUGAACCUUGACGUGACAGCCUGAGUCCCCCUGGGGGGAGUUUGGGACAGUUCCCCCCACCCUGCUCCAUUCCUUCCCUUGAUGCAUCGACUGUGUAGCUGAAUUGUUUAAACUGUAUGUUGUGAA